AUGAGCUCCAAGGGAAUGGACAUCGUUGAUUGCUUUGCGCACGACAUUUUCGAGCGGUUGGUGGACGAAGCGACGCGACUCAUGCGGUUGAACAGCCGAAACACCAUGACCAGCAGGGAAAUGCAGACCGCGUGCCGAUUGAUCUUGCCAGGUAUAGGAUUAAGUUUAGAAUAUCAUGUUGUAGUAUGAGUGACUGCAUUACAGAAAUGAUAUAGUCAUGCUCGUUCUUGCUACACAAGUUGUAGUCCUUUUGCAGCUACUACACACGUUGCACUGAUAGAAACAUGUUGUUUGUCAUGCAUAAUUUAUCCCCAUCUUACAACUAUCAGGUCAACUGGCACAGCACGCGAUUCAGGACGGCACCCAGGCGGUGCGCAAUUACGACGAAGCGUGUGGCAAGGUCCGAGACGACGAUAUUUUCCGAAAUAACGAGGACGGUGGGCAGUCGGUGGCGUCUUCUAGAAUGAUGGGCGAGGAUGAUACGGACGACGAGGACAGCGAGGGGGAUGAUGACGAUAUGGCAGAGAAGUUUAACAAGCAGAAGCGGAAGGCGGCGGGAGAUGACAAGUAUGCAUUGCAAAAGUAUCGUACUCGUAUAAAUGCAUUACAAGUUUCCUUAGCAUGAGGAAUGAAAUUUGUAAUGCGGAUUUGACUCAACAAAAAGAUUUGUAAUGCAUGAUUGCAAUACGAAUACGAUACUUUUGCACAGGAUAACAAGAUGAAGCUGCCGAAGAACAUGGACGAGGAUAUGAUGAUAUGCAUUGCAAAUAUGUCUGGGUCUGGAAAGCCUGGGAUUUGUGAUGCCAACUUUCGAUGAUACAAAAACCUGUAUUGCAUGAGCAGCAAACGGCACUGAGAUUGUUGCCACCUCCCGAAGAGGGCAUUUCUAAUGCAGGAUAGGCACGGGGAAAGAACCUUCGUAAAAGCUGUGAUGCUAGAGCAUGCAUCACAGACAUCGCGGGUCAUGCACUACUUGCCUGACAAAUUCCCCCAAUCUUCCAGACCCAGACAUAUUUGCACUCCAUAGAUGAUGUUUAUGGACAAAACGGACAAGAGCAUGGCAAACAAGGAAUCUUUUUUUGACGAUACCAAAUGGAAAUAUGUCUGGGUCUGGAAAGUUGGAACUUGUAAUGCUGGUCUUGCAUUUUUCCUGUGAAAUCUGUAUUGCAUGACCAAGAUGAACAAAAGUGGUAGCCUCUCAUGUCAUACAAACACGCAGUUUCUCAUGCGGAGUUCGUACGGGAAAGCGUUCUGCAAACUGGUCAUGCUUUCCUGCAAAAGGAAGUGUUUUCCUCUUGCGCAUUUUAGCAUCACAAAUUUCCAGACCCAGACAAAUUUGCAUUUGAUAGACGAGGCGGCCAUGAAGAAGGAGAAAAUUAUGGCGCAGUACCAUACGGACCAGAUGGGAGAUAUGAUGGGAAUGGAAAAAAUGGAAAUGCCGCAGUAAAAAUAACAGUUGGAGGUGGGUUCUUGAAACGCGCGGCGGGGGCGGAUAUUGAAAAAAAGCGAGGGAGACUAAAGCGAAAAGAGGACAGGAGUAGCGCAGCCGCAGGAACAAGAAGCAGUGUCAAAAAAUAAAGAGUUUCACGUUCUUUUCUAAACCAAAAAUCAUAUCGUUUUCAUCGUACAUCUUCUAAAUCCUAUUACAAAUCUCAAUGAUUUAUUUCCGUAUCUUGUUAUACAAUCCUAUGUCUCAUUCUCUUCUAAACAACAAUUCUUGAAAUUAAAAAGCAGCUUCACCAAUGUCCGUAAUUGUGUCAUAGUCAUCCUCUAGGCGUCCAAAGUAGACAAGUUUCGCAUUUUUCAUCGUCUUUCAUUGACCGCCCGAAAGCCGAGGCGUUUUCCCGUCCGGAGCAGGAGCAGAGACAGUCUGAAGUUUAUGUCGUUCUCAGGAAAAACAGCAUGCUGUUUUGAAAACUACUUCUAUUAUUUCAUAUCAAAAUUCAUGAUUUCCAUCUUCAGACCAACUUGCCACUUUGCCUUCGCUACUUUCUUCUCCAACAAAUGCGCAAGAAAUUCUUGCGUGUUGACAUUAUCGAAGCUUCUUGUCUUCUGCAUGCCCUGGAAGCAAAUCACUUGCAAGGCGAAGUAAGUCCUCGAGAACCGUCGAAGCCACUGACAGCUCCAGCAGAAAGCGAGAGGUGAUCUGGUUUCUUUCACCAGUAUGAUAACGCACUGCAGAUGAAAAACCAACGAGGCUAAGCAAAUGGCGUCGGCCAAAAUCUGAAGACUACGGAAUUAAAAUGAAAUGUUGAU
Molecule: messenger RNA, 2256 nt
Organism: Amoebophrya sp. A120
Lineage: Eukaryota; Dinophyceae; Syndiniales; Amoebophryaceae
Source: the annotation of a GenBank genome assembly